CAAUCAACAGCCAGUCCGCGGCUCGGAACGAGAUGGCCGCCGGGAUGCGGGCGCCUGUCACGUGACCCCCCGGUGGGCGGGGCUGUCUGACGUCGUUCUCUAAAAGUGUCGUCUGGCCGCGCGAGAAGCGCGGUAAGGUGGCGUAGCCGGCGUCCGGUGGCCGACUUCUCGCUGCGCUCGGCCCGGUCGAUUCCGAGGACGUUCGCGAUGGAGGCGCCAUUACAGUUCCGGGCUUACGGAGCCAGUGGCAGGGAAAAUAGGCGAGACAGCCAGAAGGACGAAGUGCCCACAAGGCUUCCCCCGAUCAUCUCAGAAGACGGUAACUAUUCUGUGCACCAGAACAGCCAUGAGAGGUACCAGGAAGCUGUGCGGAAGGUGUUGUUAAAAACGUUCCCCAAUCAGGUCUUCAGAGUCCCUGUGACUGACGCGCAGAACUUCAGCUUCUGGCGCUCCAACGUCCCGGGUGUGCGUCCAGAGAAAGCCAUUCCUUGGAUCAAGACUCCACACCAUUGUCUCAUUAAAAGCCCAAUGAGCAGAUAUGUGGACCAUUCUCAUCUCAAUGACAAAACCUUCAGUCUAUACUGAGGAGGGCGUACUUGCAGGACGAAUGAAAACUGGAAGGGAGGGGGAGGAGGGAGGGGUGAAGAUGGCCGAGUCAUGAGGAGAAGGGGGAGAGAGGAGAGCGUGCACAAUAAACUAACUGAACUAGAAGGCA
This is a messenger RNA of Mastomys coucha (southern multimammate mouse), 715 nucleotides long. RefSeq names its product testis expressed 49 (gene Spmip11). The record is from RefSeq and is a predicted model, not a curated record. The transcript has 4 exons. NCBI's taxonomy places the organism in Eukaryota, Metazoa, Chordata, Mammalia, Rodentia, Muridae. The coding region runs from base 208 to 585 and encodes 125 amino acids.